CUGCUGCAGGAUGUCCUGCUGCCCUUCAGCAUGUGAGAGUGGGCCUGAGGGGGACCCUGGUGGACAUCCAAGGGCAUGAAGAGACCCCUGAGCCCAUCCCACAGCCCCGGGAGCGGGGUGAGGCUGGUGGAGGUGGGCAGCUGCCCGCCCGGCCAGCCCGAGCAGCGCCUGAAGCGGGAGAAGAAGCAGCAAUCGUUCACCCUCUGCGAGGUCUGCAACAUCCAACUGAACUCCGCGGCGCAGGCGCAGGUCCACUACAACGGCAAGAGCCACCAGAAGCGCCUCAAGCAGCUCAACAAGGGCAAGCUGCCAGCACCACAAGGUCCCUCUGGACACACCAGUCCCCUCUUAGCAUCGUUGCCUAUCCCCGGCCGUCCCCUCCACCCCCCGCUGGACAUCAAGCACUUCCUGACCUUCAGGCUCAACGGGACGUCGCCGCUCAACCUCUUCCCCAACUUCAACACGAUGGACCCGGUGCAGAAGGCAGUGAUCAGCCACACCUUCGGCGUGCCCGCCCCGCUCAAGAAGAAGCAAUUCAUCUCCUGCAACAUCUGCCACCUGCGCUUCAACUCGGCGAACCAGGCAGAAGCUCACUACAAGGGCCACAAGCACGCACGGAGGCUGAAGGCCAUCGAGGCCAUGAAGAACAAGCAGAAGGCAGCAGGGGCUGUGGUGGUGGCUGCUGGCCAGGAUGGCUCAGCUGACUUCACCCCCAGCCCCGAGGGCAGCGGGGAGCCCGGCAGCACAGCUCAAGCCAACGGACUGCCGGAGCCAGAGGGUGAGUGCAGCACCCUGGCGCUGAUGCCCGACACGGAGGAGCCGCCCGCGGAGCUGGCGGGCAGCGUCGCCCCGCUGGGCUCCCCGCCGGCCUCGGAGCUGUCGGAGGGCACCUCGGACGUCACCAGCGUGGCCUCCUCCUCCACCGCGCAGGCGGCCGAGGCGCAGGCGGCCGAGUCGGGCAGCAGCGUCAGCUCGGCCCCCGAGAGCGAGAAGGAGGGGAAGAAGAGCAAGCAGCACCUGUACUGCCCCACCUGCAAGGUCACCGUCAACUCCCUGUCCCAGCUGGAGGCUCACAACACCGGUGCCAAGCACAAGUCGAUGCUGGAGGGCCAUGGCAGCCAGCUGCGGCGCGGCCGGGGCAAGCUCCUGUCCCGGGCAGGGCACAAGUCCAAGCGGAUCGGCAACAAGGGCAGCAUCAACAUCCAGAACAAAGCCUUCCAGUGCCAGGUGUGCGAGAUCUACGUCAACUCCGAGACGCAGCUCAAGCAGCACAUGAGCAGCCGGCGGCACAAAGACCGACUGGCAGGGAAGCCUCCCAAGCCCAAGUACAGCCCUUACAGCAAGCUGCAGAAGAAUGCUGCCCUCGCAGUGAGUAUUCUCCAGUCCAAGCUGGCUCUGCAGAAGCAUCUCACCAAGACGCUGGCGACUCGCUUCCUGCCCAGCCCGCUCACCGCGGCCGCCGUCUGCGCCAUGCCAGGGCCCCUGGCGCUCAGACCAGCUGCUGCCACCACCCUCUUCCAGGCCCCGAUCCUCGGACCAGCUCUCUUCCGAACGCCGCCGGCCCACGUCCGCCCCACGCCAGGCCCCAUCGUCUUUGCGCCCUACUAGAGCCGCUCGGCCGCCGCGGACCAGGCUGUGCCCCGGGGGCUGCCCGGCGGGGGGCAGCGCCCCCGGGCACGCUGCUCGGCUGGCCGGUGGGGAACCGUAGCUGUAGGCAUCAACCCCAGCUUCUCCUUUGCUUCGAGCUGGCUCCUGCUGGAGGAAGGUGUCCCAGCAGAGCCCGGCCAGCCCUGCCAUGCAUCUCUGCUGCUCCCCCGGCCCGUGCCAGCCCCGUGCUCAGCAGAGGAGCUCAUCACACGGCUGGCUGGCACAGGGCAGAGGACCACGCCCGAGUCACCAGGACUUUCUCGUGGCCAGGAGCUGCCUGGCUUCUUGCCCAUCGUCCUCCCAGUUACCGGACUGGCAGAGGAGGAGUUGGCUGGUCCCUGGGGGAAGGAGCAUCCCUCUGCCCAGCCAGUCCCUGCCAGCCCAGUGGGAAGGGAACUGCAAAGGGAGUCUCAGCCCAGCCCUUACUGGGUGAAACGACCCCGGCAGGGGCGGGAAGUUGGCAGUUCCCUCUCAGGCUGGGCUGGCUGUGGCCCCUCCAGCCCGGCACUUGCCUGUACUGGCCGGGGACUUCCGUGCUGCCCACCAGCCCCCUGCGUCCCACCAGCCAAAGAGCCCCUGCCAUGGUGGGCGCCGGACUGUACCCUCACUCCGAGAGCAAUAGCCAAGGCCAGGGCUGGCAUCUCCGCCCGCCGAAAGCACACUGCCCGUCCUGGCCCCCAGAAGCACACGGCACAGGCACCCGGCGCGGGCACCCGGCCGGGGCCAGGCUCUGCUGCAGCCCAGCCAGGACAGCAGAGCUGGUGCCAGCUGUUUGCCUCCGUCCCAGCCGCGGGGGACAGCCCUGCCCCUACCUCGCGGGCGAUGCUGUGAGCCUGUGAAUGUCCCUCCAGCACUUCUGGUUCUCCAGGCAGCGGCAGCGCUGUGCCCGGCCCUCCGUCCCCACCCGCCGCCCCCGUCUGGAGCUUCCAGGGAGCCACCAACACUUCCUACCGACAGAGACCCCAGCAGCCUGCACAAUCAGGCCCGAAGGAGCAGCUGGCACCCACGGCCUGUACCCAGCACCCUCCCUGCAGUGCUCCCACCGCAGCCUGCGGAGAGCUGGGCUCUGGAGGGACCCCGAAGCUGCAGCCUCUCACUGUGCCCAGCACCCACCCGGUCAGAACUGUCCCCAUGGCACUGCAGGCCUCCAGCACACUGCUGGACACAGAAACAUACAGGAGAGCUGCACCCCAAGUGGCACUCAGGCUGGCAGUGACGACCCCCACCCCGAUCUAUGCAAUCCCAGGGAGCAGCUCCGUGCCAGCUGCACCUUCCCUUGGUGCUUGUGCUGCUGGCACAG
This is a messenger RNA of Dryobates pubescens (Downy woodpecker), 2947 nucleotides long. It is a transcript of the gene ZNF385C, whose product is annotated as zinc finger protein 385C. The coding region runs from base 76 to 1608 and encodes 510 amino acids. Gene Ontology annotation, cellular component: nucleus. The record is from RefSeq and is a predicted model, not a curated record. Gene Ontology annotation, molecular function: zinc ion binding; nucleic acid binding. Lineage: Eukaryota; Metazoa; Chordata; Aves; Piciformes; Picidae. The transcript has 9 exons.